ACAAAAGAUAAGCUCUUUUGACCAUAAUCAGCAAAACACACUUUAUAAAGAUUCCUCACUAUGUCGAAAUCCGGAGAGUUCACAUUUCGGCGUGCUCAAGCUGAAGAUAUUAAAGAUGUGCUCUCCAUGAUUCAGGAACUGGCCGACUUUGAGAAGAUGAGCAAUGGUCCCCAGCUAACAGAGGAAGAUCUUAAACGCGAUGCAGGUCUCACUGGUGGCCAGGAGUAUUGUGAAGUCUAUGUGCUUGUAGACAACGAUACUGAUCAGGCGAUUGGGUACUCCAUUUGCUACAAGGCAUACUCAACGUGGCAGGGACGGUACUUCUUCGUCGAAGACAUCUAUGUGCGCCCCGAGCACCGAAAACGCGGCGCCGGAAAGCGAAUCUUCUUGGAGGUUGCAGCGCGGGCAGUAGAGCUUCAGUGCCCUCGCCUGGAGUUCAAUGUACUUGAAUGGAAUCCUGCACGCAAGUUCUACGAAAGUCUUGGUGCCGUGGAUUUGACGGAUAAAGAGGGCUGGCACUACUACCGCGUCGAGGAGCAGCAACUGGCCAAAUUGGCCGCGGAUCUGAGUGCACAAAAAUCGUAAAUCGAUUUGAUUUUCAAUUUUUACUACUUUAUAGUAGGACGAUAAAUAAUUAAUAAUACUUGGCCAUGGGCCAUAUGUGCUAUGAGUA
Molecule: messenger RNA, 673 nt
Organism: Drosophila sechellia
Lineage: Eukaryota; Metazoa; Arthropoda; Insecta; Diptera; Drosophilidae
Product: diamine acetyltransferase 2
Exons: 4
Coding region: 61-585 (174 amino acids)
Molecular function (GO): N-acetyltransferase activity
Source: RefSeq, a predicted model, not a curated record